Messenger RNA from Gasterosteus aculeatus aculeatus (three-spined stickleback), 4378 nucleotides. RefSeq names its product coiled-coil and C2 domain containing 1B (gene cc2d1b). NCBI's taxonomy places the organism in Eukaryota, Metazoa, Chordata, Actinopteri, Perciformes, Gasterosteidae. The record is from RefSeq and is a predicted model, not a curated record. Gene Ontology annotation, molecular function: DNA-binding transcription repressor activity, RNA polymerase II-specific.
UACUCCAACAAACCGUGUCAAACCAGAGAAAUGAAACUGUUCCUCUGAGAACCAUCUGACGAUGCGCUGAACCAGCAGGUAAAGACAGCUCGCGUCCAGAAGCUGGACAGAGGCACCCUGGAUGCGCGCUAACAAGAAGUCUAAAUUCCUCGCGGGACAAACUUUUGCCCCUUAAAGGCGACAGACGCGUUUAGCUAACAGCUAACAGCUAGCUGCUCGGCGGCUAACGUAUCCGUCAGUUGGGAAGCGCGUUGCCGCUGCGUCCGUCCGGGAGCCACAUGACAACCGCUCACAUGACUCCCGACAGCUGCUGUGACCACACCGAGGACAUCACCGCGGGGACGAGGCCCUUUCACUGUGCUUUUGUUUGCAGCUUUGGGAUCGCCGGAGUGUCGGGGCUGGUUAAACAACAACAACAACAACAACAUGUUUGGUAAAAAGAAGCGAGCACCGCAGCCCAGAGGCCAGGGCGCUGCUGCAGCCAAGCAGAUGGGUCUGUUCGUGGACCUGGACCCCGAGCAGAUGGCCAUGGAGGGAAACGUGGACGACCCGGACUUGGAGGCGGAACUCGCCGCUAUUACUGGAAAUAAAACCGCGGGCGGAGGAAGACCAAAGCAGAAAGGAAAAAGCCCGCUGCCCAUGGAAGAUAUCGCAAGAAUGGCGGACGAGUGUAUGAAAGAUGACGAUGAGGAUGACGACGACACUAACCUGGAAGACGACGAAGAUCUAUUGGCGGAGCUGCAGGAAGUGGUGGGUGAAGAGGAAGCCGAGGAUGUCGUACCCGCUCCCAUCACAUCCUCUGCCCUCGCCUCUCAAGCUGACACGCCAGAGACGCCUCUGACGCAGCAGCAGAAGGUGACGGUCCCCUCAGCAGCUCCUGGCAGCCUCCAACACGCCCUGGAGGAGAGAGUGUUCAUGUACGAGACCGCCCUGCAAAACGCCAAAGCUGCAGGGGAGACCGCCAAGGUCAGGAGAUACGACCGCGGCCUGAAGACUCUGGAGUCGAUGUUGGCGGGUAUUAAAAAAGGGAGACCCGUGAACGAGGCGGACAUCCCUCCUCCUGUCGCCGCCGGGGCCCCGAGUGCCGCCCCUCCGCCCGCUGUUCCCCGUCGACCGGCUCCCCCCGCGCCCUCGCCUCCCGAACCCACUGCUUCAGUUCGGGGGGCGGAGUCAGAAGCAGCACCCGAGAUCGCCCGCCCCAGCAGUGAAGAGGAGCCGUCGUCCCCUCCCACCCUGCCCCCUCUGAUCGGCGUCCCGUCUCCCGAGGAGGGGAGCGGGGAACCUGAUGCAAACGAGUCGACCAAAGCGUUGCUUCUGGAGAGGCAGAAGGAAUACAAGGCGGCCGCUCUGACAGCCAAGAAGUGGGGAGACGUGGAGCAAGCCAGGCUUUACUUCAAGACCAGCAAGAGGUUCGAUCUGGUGAUUGAGGCGUUGGAAAAGGGACAAGCCGUCGACCUGGGCGGCCUUCCUCCAUCUCCACAGGCUGCAGGAGGAGGCUGCGUUGCAGUGAGGGAACCGCCCUCGAGAUCAAACAUAGAUGUCACCCAACUGGUUACAUCAGCACCAGCCGCUGCCCCUCCGUCGGCCCCUUCGGCCCCCAAAGACGUGCUGGAGGCUCUGGAGCAGAGACGUGCCAAGUAUGUUGAGGCGUCCAAUCAGGCCAAAGCCAGCGGAGACGACCGCAAGGCCCGCAUGCACGACCGCAUCGCCAAGCAAUACCAGAGUGCAGUCCGAGCUCACAAAGCAGGGAAAGCGGUCGACUUCGAUGAGCUGCCGGUUCCCCCUGGUUUUCCUCCGAUCCCGGGGCAGAAGGUCACCGGAGCAGAGCAGGGAUUCAUUGCUGCUCUGGAGGCCGCAGAUAAGCUUUCCUCCACCGAUGACGCCGAAAUGGCGAAAGAAGAAGAAGAGGAAGAAGAUGAGGAGGAAGAGUCUAAGCCUGCCGCUCCAGAAGGGCCAAAGAAGCCCAUGUUGGACCUCCCCGCUGCAGGACAGGACGGAAUCUCCCUGUCAGCGGGUCAGCAGCUCGACUUCCUGGAGGGCAGGAAGAAGCAGUACAUGAAGGCCGCUCUGCAGGCCAAGCAGAAAAAGGACAUGGAGCAGGCCAAGGUCCUCCUCCGCACCGCCAGGCGCUUCGACCCCAUAAUUGAGGCCGCCCGCAGCGGCAAGACGGUGGACAUCAGUGCGGUGCCGUCGCCGCCUGGUGACGAAGACGAAGACUUCAUCCUGGUUCAUCACAGCGACGUGCAGGUGUCUGAGAAGGCCGAGGAGCUUUACGCGCAACUGGCCAAGAUCCUUAAAGAGCAGUACGAGAAAUGUAUGACUCACUCUAAGCAGUUCACACAUCUGGGCAACGUCACCGAAACCACAAAGUUUGAGAAGAUGGCGGAGAGUUGUAAGAAGAGCCUGGAGGUCCUGAAGCUGGCUCAGUCCCGGGGUCUGUCUCCCCCUAAACAUCACUUUGAGGAGAGAUCCUUUCACACUGUCCGGAUAUUUCCAGACCUGAGCAGCACAGACAUGGUUGUCCUCAUCGUCAAAGCGAUGAAUCUUCCUGCUCCCAGUGGGAUUCAAACAAACGACCUGGAUGCGUACGUGAAGUUUGACUUCCCGUACCCCAGCGCGGAGCAGCCACAGAAACACAAAACCACUGUCAUCAAGAACACCAACUCGCCAGAAUACAACCAGAGCUUCAGCCUGUCAAUCAACCGAAACCACCGCGGCUUCAGGAGGGUUGUGACGUCUAAAGGCCUCAAGCUGGAGCUGCUGCACAAAGGCGGCUUCCUGCGGAGCGACAAGCCCGUUGGGACGGCCCUCGUCAAGCUGGAGAAGCUGGAGUCGCAGAGCGAAAUCAGGGAGAUCGUGGAGGUGAUGGACGGCCGCAAAGCCACGGGCGGCCGCGUGGAGGUCAAGAUCCGCCUGCGGGAGCCUCUGAGCGGACAGGACAUGCAGAGGAGCACCGAGCGCUGGCUGGUGAUCGACUAGUCGCAGAUGAUGAAAGACAAAAUCAAAGACGCUCGAGAGGAGGAGGACGUCGUUCGGUCGACUUUACCUACGCGGGUCUUUGACUUGAACCCGAGACGCGACGCUGAAGCUGGAUUUAUGGCCGGCCGGCAUCUGUCUUCAGCUGAUGGACAAUUACUUGUUGUCCGAAUGGUUCACUGGUCUCAUCACUGGCGAUUCACACGGACUGAAUGCAGAUGGAAGCCUGCGAAGCAUCGGGACGGACUCGCGGGCAGAACAAGACGAAGCUUUCUCACAUCUGAGAAAACCACCACGAUGGGUUCACCCCGAAGAGUCUCCUCAGGCAUCCGUCCGUCUCCCGGAGCACAGCAGGCAGUGUGUCCUCGCUGAGAGGCGGAGCUAACCUGAUGACUAAAGUUAAUAUCAAAGAGUGUAGAUAUUCCUCAUAUUACCACAGCUCUGGUAUCUAGAACGGCACCUAUGCACUAAUACCAAAGUAAUCACUGUUGCUGUAAAGUCAUGCAUUCAUUUAAAUGUCCUUUUUUUACUGGCCAAGUUUGUUGAGUUAAAUUGAUGAUAGAAACGUUUUUACCACUUUUCCUCCACAAGUUUCUGUUGAUUUUCAGUGUAAAAGCAGAAAACCCUUUGGUGGUUUAAAAUAGUUAAGCCAAGAAAUUAUGAUGCUAUACAAGGUACGAUUUAUAUUGUUCUGAAGUCCACACGCCCUUUAUAUUUAUUUGGCACCUGUUAACUUUGAUUAGUAAGUCCUCUGACUGUGGUCACUUAACUGCACUCUCACUUCUCUGUGGCUUAAGAUUUAGUUAGAUCGAUCGAUCUGGUUUAUGCAUAAGACACAUGUGUGCAAAUCAAAACUGCUUGGAGUUUAAUGUUAAUGUUUAAUUGUUAAAUAAUCUAAAUGUUAAUUUAGCUGAAGGAAAACAUCCACAAUUACACAGAUAAUAAGAUGGUAAUCUUUUUUAAGUAAACUUGUUUGAAACUGACUAAAUCCUUGAAGGAAUAGUUUGAACUUUUUGGAAAUGCACUUACAGUUCAAUGAAAAUAAUUGAUACCACUUAUGUUCAUGUGUUAAAUAUGAAGCCAGAUACAAAUGUUUUAUACAUAAAUACACAUCUUAAGUUCACUAUUAUACAAUAAGUGAACUUCAAGACGAGUGGUAUCGAUCUUCUCAUCAAGCUGUCAAAGGAGAGCGUUUUCCAAAAUGUGUAGAAACUACUUUUUAUUACUAUGCAACACUCUCUAGAUCUCGGGAUGAAGCACUUUACAUUAACAUUAAAGCUGCGAGCACCAUUGGGGCCGUUGCCCGUCAGGAGCCAAGGGUCCAGGAGAAAUGGCGUACUGUAAACAUCCAUGUGGAAAAACUAAAUAAAAAACUUUUAAAAGCCAUUAGUUAAAGCUAAAA